AUGGAUUCGUAUAUCGACUUUUCAUCUCUUUUACGUUCCCUACGCAUUUCGGUCUCAGAUCUCUAUUUAACUGGAUUCGUGCGUGAGCGCACCUCUCGUUUCCUGGAGCAGUCUACAGGCUUGGCAAUCUCUUCUCGCCUGCUGGACCAACUUGCAUUUAUUGUUAGUUCUUGCCGAAUUCUUGUCCGCCUCGCCCAACAACCGGCAACCGUGCAUAGUGACGCUGAGGGUCGUUCGGAGCUUCUGAGCAAUAUUCCAGAGUUUUUGGUAGAUAACAUUGUCGAUUUUGUUAGCUAUCUUAGGCGGAUGAAUGACAACUUCAUUGAGGUAAAUCUUCAAGUGCUAAUAUUAUUUGUUUUCAUGUUAAUUGCUAUUUACGAUGUCUUUAGUGUCUUUUAUCAAGAGCAGCAGGCUAGCUAUUCAGCCUAG
Protopolystoma xenopodis is the source of this 429-nucleotide messenger RNA. The record is from the annotation of a GenBank genome assembly. NCBI's taxonomy places the organism in Eukaryota, Metazoa, Platyhelminthes, Monogenea, Polystomatidea, Polystomatidae.